AUGGCUGGCUCCAUGCCCGGGUGUGCGGAGAACCCAGCGUGGGGAGUCAGCGUCUGUGGUGAUUUGGCCACCUACAGUGAGGAGCGAAAGGGACCUCUUAUUUUACUGCUGGUCAUCAUACGUGCAGGGUCGCACAGGAAAACGCACAGGGCAGUUGUGGGGAGCAGCUCUAGAGAUUGCAGGAGGAGCAGGAGUCGUGGGGGGCACUUCCUUGCGCGCCGCGUGGAGUUUGCCGUAUUGGCAGCUUUUGGCACGGCGGCUUCAACUGAUCCUCCCGGGCCGACCCUGUCGUUGCACCCGCAGGAAGACGCCGAGUUUCAAAAGGAGAUAACGCAGGCUCGCCGCCGCACAACCCGGCGACAAAAGCAAGAAAAGCUGAGGCCUGGAGUAAUCUCUGUUGGCCACCUACCGAACACACUUUGUGAAAGCCAGAUUCAAGAUUAUUUCUCCCAGUUUGGCACUGUUACAAGAUUAAGACUGUCCAGAAGUAAAAGGACUGGAAAUAGCAAAGGCUAUGCCUUUGUGGAGUUUGAGUCUGAUGAUGUUGCCAAGAUAGUUGCUGAAACAAUGAACAACUACCUUUUUGGUGAAAGACUCUUGAAGUGUUGUCUUGUACCACCUGAAAAAGUACAUAAAGAACUAUUUAAAGAGUGGAAUACUCCAUUUAAACAGCCAUCAUAUCCAGCAGUGAAUCGGUAUAAUCGGAAACGGACACUUAUACAAAGGCCAGAGAUGGAGAAGCGCUUUAAAAAGAAAGAAAAAUUACUCAGGAAAAAAUUGGCUAAAAAAGGAAUUGAUUAUAAUUUUCCUUCAUUGGUUUAACCUAAGAAAACGAAACAACAGGUUUCACGCACUCCUGACACUCCUGAGAAGAUCAUGGAUAGCCAGGGCCCCACGCCAGUUUGUACACCAUCAUUUUUGGAGAAGCGAAAAUCUGAAGUGGCUGACAUGAAUGAUGAUGAUAAAGAUAAUGAAAUAGUUUUCAAACAGCCCAAACCCAGUGUAAAAGAAGAAAUACAAAAGACUCAAACACCUACACGUUCACAGAAACAAAGACAAAGAAAAAGCAAUCAGUGA
Molecule: messenger RNA, 1077 nt
Organism: Lemur catta (Ring-tailed lemur)
Lineage: Eukaryota; Metazoa; Chordata; Mammalia; Primates; Lemuridae
Product: MKI67 FHA domain-interacting nucleolar phosphoprotein-like
Exons: 2
Biological process (GO): maturation of LSU-rRNA from tricistronic rRNA transcript (SSU-rRNA, 5.8S rRNA, LSU-rRNA)
Cellular component (GO): nucleolus
Molecular function (GO): RNA binding
Source: RefSeq, a predicted model, not a curated record